This is a messenger RNA of Effrenium voratum, 3204 nucleotides long. The record is from the annotation of a GenBank genome assembly. Lineage: Eukaryota; Dinophyceae; Suessiales; Symbiodiniaceae.
AUGCUGAGCCAAGAGACCAUGAAGCAGUCGGGGGUGCCCUUUGCCCGCUCCGUGUACAAGAAGGCUGAGCGGGAAGCAUACGCUGAAGCCAAAGAUCGCGCCACUCGCAUGGCCGUGGACAUGGCGACCAAGGCGGCUCAAAAACGCAUCGACGAAGACAUUGAGCGACAGGUGCAAGAUUACACCGAGGCGCAUCGGAAGGAGUUGGAGCGGAUUGCGCUGGCGGACGCGGUAAACAGCACCAAAGAUGAGAAGGACGUCUUGCAGGCUGCCGCUCUCAAGGAAGCCAUGCAAAAGGCGGUGGAGAAGGCCAGCACGACCUUUGCGCUUUGUGCAAAAGCGGAUUCCACAAAUUGGCACCUGCGACGCUUGGAUGCCUUCCUCGAGGCCCUGGAGAAGAAUCCCGGCUGGCUUCUAGCGGUGACCUCGACACACCGCGACAUGGAUGACAGCGUGACGAGUAUGGUGGCAGUCAGCGGCCGCUUUCAAGCGCCGGCGUCGGUUUGCACAGGUUACGGCACGGCGCAGUAUUCGGUGCAGUCCGCCGCCCGACUUUUUGCGGAGUCCAAUUGCCUAGCGGAAAUCCAGCUCCCUGAGCCUGAGUUUCAUCUCGUAGCGGUGGGCAACGGGAGCGGUGCUGAUGACGCAAAGCUUCUGGCAAGACUGGCGACAGAUCUGGGAGUUUCCUCGAAGUCAGCGGUUCUAUCUGAGGAUGUGACUGAAAGCAUCAGGAACAUCAAAGAAGCAGUCGGCAGCGGCGAUCGCAAGAGCAUCAGCAGCCUACUUGUCUACUACACGGGGGAACAGCCACAGUUUUGCCUGGAAAGUGUCGUCCAGAGGGCCGUGGAAGGCUGGACAGCUCGGGAGCUGCCUGUCAUUGUGAUUCUGGAUUGCUGCCGCGAGCUGCUGAAUGAGGAUGAUGUUAGCAGUGCAAGCAACUCGAACAAGAAUGUGUUCAUCUUCAUCUACAUGUGCUGCAACGGUUUGACAAUCAGAGAUUCCAGUGUGGGCGUUGCAGCGUUUGCGCAUCUUCUGCAGUAUCAGCAGCCAUGCAGCAUUGGGGAUUUCUUGAAUAGGUUUAAGAUGAUGCUGCGACAUGCAUCCUUUGGUCUUCUGGAGCUUCAGUGGGCAGAGCUGCCGGAUCACGUCAGCUUGAUGCGAAUGCUGGAUGGGUGUAAGGAGCAAUCUGAGCGCGGAGAUGUGCAGAUACUGGAAGAAGCACAGUGGCGGGCCUUGUUGGACACCUUUGCUCUUUGCGGUAGCCUGGCGCAUUUGGUCGAGGAAGAGAUCGGCCUUCCACAGCAGCAGCGUGGACAGACAUUUUCAGACAUGAUUCCACAGCUGCAAAGGAUAGGUGCCCUGUUUCUUGAAAAGCGGCAUCUCUUUCGGAAUAAUUGGGAGAAGGAACUAGAAGCUGCUAUCCUGGCUGAAGAGUCCUUGGACAAAGUUGCAGAUUGGAUUGGCAAGUUGAAAGUGUCAGAUGGUGCCAGUGCAUGCGUCACAGAGGGGUCAUUUGAGUCAUCUGGGAUUUCACGGAUUCCAGAUGAGAUUCGAAGAGUGCUGGUGACAGCACUCAAGAACCUUCGCAGAGAUUCGCACUAUCAAGGCGAGCACGGGCUACAUGCACAGCCAGUGAAAAUGAUUGUCGAGGAGUUCGCAAGCCAUUUUAAGGAUUUUCAACUGCCGGCGGCGGGCCGGAUUGACCCCAUCGAGUUAAAGAUGUCUGAGGAGGAUCCCAAAUUCGUGGUGUGCUCGUUUUGGGUGCGCGGCAUCUCCCCCUGCACGCUGCCCAAAGACCAUCAGAUGUUCAAGUUCUUCGAUAAGGCCGGAGACCCUUUCUGCAAAGACUUUAAGAUCUUCAUCGGUGCGGGCAGUCUCUACAUCAUUUGUCAGGUCCAAAGCCAGCCGGGUCAAGUCGACAGCCAGAUGCGCUACCUCCAGCAGGGCCUGGAGCGCUGGAUUCAGCACCUGAAGCCAAGCGCGCAGCUGCUGCGGGUGGAGACCGCAGCGGUGCCGGCGGAGUUGCGGCAACUGGUGGGCCAGCUCCAGCAUUUGGUGCCAGGCGGGUCAUGCUUGCUGCUGACCGCACACCAUGUGCGCCAGCUGGUGGCGGAAAGCUUUCCUCACCCCGACUCGCGGCUGCAUGUCUUCGAGGGCCAGCGCAGUGCACGCGGCUGGCUGAGCGGCCCAUUGCGCUUUGCUUUGGCGGAGGAAGGGAUGCAGAAACUGCCUCCCAUUCUCCGAGAAGGCUUGCAUCGUCUGAAGGUCUCACAGCCGGACUCCCCAGAGUUCCAGGCCCUGGUCUUCCUCGUGCACCACCUGGCGCAGGUUGCAGACGUGGGAUCCGUCGCCGAAGCGAGCGCCGGGGAGGUCCUGCAGCGGGUGCUCAAGGAGCUCCUGCUCCACUUCGGACGUCCGGCAGUCUCUUCGCCGAAGGCGCCUGCAAUAGAGUCGGAACGCUUGCCAGAUCCGCGCAGGUUUCCACUGAUCCACGGCAUAGUGCAGACCUUCGACAUUGAAUUGCUGCGCUCGGCCGCAAACUGGAAGAAGUUCCUGGAAGCGCUCGGGGACCUGACGCAAGAUUUUGUUUCUCGUGGCAGGGACGGCCUGGAAAACAAGAUCGACCAGGAGGUGGCAGAUUUUCUGACCAGAUUGCAGCAUGUAAGCUCCACGGAGGCGGCAGAGAACGCACUCCAAGAAUUCAUCGACGAGUUCGGAUGUUGCAAGGCAUGGAAGGGCUGUGCGGCGAAUGUGCAGGGGAUGAAGCUGACCGGAGUGCGGGCGAAGGCGCCAGAGGAGGCCCAGCGCCUCGCGGACGCCAAGGCGAAGAAGGCGGCCGAAGACCAGGCCACCAAGCUGGCCACAGAAGAAGCCCAAGAGGAGGCCAGGCUGGGCCUGGAGAAGAAGGCGGUGAUCAAGGCCCGAGAGGAAGCCCAGGACAAGGCGAACGAGGACGCCAAGACCAAGGCCUUCGCCAAGGCCAAGGCGGCGGCAGAAGAAGCGGCGAAGGACAGCGCGGCCAAGGCCGCCGGGGACGCGGCGGAGCUGGACGCGGUGCAAAGGGCACGGAAGAAGGCGGAGGAGUCCGCAGUGAAGAACGCGGUCGCCAAAGCCAACCGCGCCAUCUCUGAAGAGGAGCCGAAGUUGAAGGAGCCAGAGCCGAAGUCGAAAGAGCCCGAGAGUGAGAAGGUUUCCAGCGGGUGA